Messenger RNA from Pestalotiopsis fici W106-1, 555 nucleotides. RefSeq lists its product as uncharacterized. NCBI's taxonomy places the organism in Eukaryota, Fungi, Ascomycota, Sordariomycetes, Amphisphaeriales, Sporocadaceae. The record is from RefSeq and is a predicted model, not a curated record. The coding region runs from base 1 to 555 and encodes 184 amino acids. The transcript has a single exon.
AUGCCCAGCGAUAUCCAAAACAUCGUUGCCGACAGUUCAGAUGAUGCAAGUAAUCAGGCUGAUGACGAUUGGUCCAGUGAAGAUCAAGUCGAAAAUGACAAAGUCUCGAUCAGUGAAGAGGAAACGGCAAAGACGACUGGCGAGCAUCCACAAGCACCAAAAAAGACACCAGCGAACAGAUCUGGAACGCCCAGACACCCCCCUAGAAAUCGACCCUCACUCAGUCUCAGCAAGUACAGAAUCAGCAAGCGUAAGGCCCGAAAGUUACGAUUGGAGAGCCGCAAAUUCCGAAAGCGACUUGAAAAGAUGAGAAAGCAGAUGGCAACUGAACUAGAAGCCCAAGUAGCCAACUUGGAACGCCAAGUAGGCCAACAGAUAAGAUCUGAACUAGAAGCCAAAGUAGCGAACUUGGAACGCCAAAUGGAGGAAAUGACAAUCAGAUUGAGUGACACGGAGCAGACUAAUAAAGGACCAAACCGCAAAAGAUCCUCCGACGAAGGCGAUACCCACAUGCAGGGCAUGGAGGACGACCCCAAGAAACAGCGUGUCAAGUAG